CGUGGUGUAUGUGGACCGGGAUACUUACAGAUCUUCAAGUCGGAGAUGCACCCCUCUGUGUACAAGCUGCAGUCUGGGGAGAAGGAAGGGCUCAGUCUCUAUGCGAUACUGAAUCACUGCAGGUGCAAGUUUGGCUCCAAACUGCUUCGCCAGUGGUUUCUGAGGCCUACUCGUGACCUGGCAGUGUUGAACAGGAGACAGGAGGUUGUGAGAUUGUUCUCCUGCCCACGCAAUUCUGACUCCCUAAACACUUUGCAGGCCUCCCUACGCAACAUCAGGAGCAUCCCGACUCUACUGUGUACGACGUCUCUGUCUCACACCAAAGUCUCUGACUGGCAGGGUCUCUACAAGACAGUGUACAGUGCGGUGUGUAUCAGGGACACAGUACGCUCCCUGCCUCAGUCCAUCCAACUCUUCCAGGAGAUCAGUGAGGGAUUCUCAGAUGACCUUUACUACACGUCAGGUGCAGCUCCCAUGUUCUGUAUGUCAAUGUGUUUCGUUCUCAUUUUGUUCUGUGAUUUGUGUCUUGUACAGGUGGACUUUCAGGGCAGUUUAGCAGAAAACCGUUUCACCGUCAAACCCAAUGUGGACCCUGCUAUAGACGAGAAGAAGAGGAGGAUGAUGGGACUGUCUGACUUCCUGACGGACGUGGCUCGCAGAGAGCUGGAGCACCUGGACGCCCGCAUCCCCUCCUGCUGCGUCAUCUACAUCCCCCUGAUAGGGUUCCUGCUCUCGGUCCCUCGGUUGCCCAGCAUGGUGGAGAAAGAGGACUUUGAGAUAGAGGGCCUUGACUUCAUGUUUCUGUCUGAGGAGCGUCUGCACUACCGCAGUCAGAGAACCAAGAAGCUAGAUGACCUACUGUGAGACCUACACUGUGACACCAAAGACAUGGAGACAGCGGUGAUGACACAGCUGCAGACCACAGUGCUGGAGAGAAGCGCCUGUCUGUACAAGGUUCUGGCUCUGAGUGCUGAGCUGGACUGUCUGAUGGCACUGAGCCACGCCUCCCAGGAGUACGGAUACACCAGCCCCACUCUGGCCAACCACCGCAGGAUAACACUCAGACAAGCCAGACACCCUCUAUUGGAGUUGUGUUCUCCUGUGUUUGUGUCUAACUCCUUCCUGAGUUCUGAGACUCGGGGACGGGUCAAGAUCAUCACCGGACCCAACUCAUCUGGCAAGAGCAUCUACCUCAAACAGGUGGGUCUGAUUGUGUUCAUGGCUCUGAUUGGUUCUGACAUGCCAGUGAAGGAGGCAGAGAUUGGUCUGGUGGACGGAAUCUUCACACGCAUGCAGAUCAGAGAAUCUGUGUCUGUAGGCCUCAGCACCUUCAUGAUAGACCUCAACCAGAUGGCUCAUGCUCUGAACCACAGCAGCGGUCACUCACUGGUCCUGAUUGAUGAGUUUGGGAAAGGAACUAACACGGUGGAUGGGCUUUCCCUUCUGGCGGCAUCUAUCUCUCAUUGGCUGAAAAGAGUUCCGGCCAAGGUUCCUCACAUCCUAUCAUUUCAUUCUUAAAUGGAAGAAGUUUGGAACCACCCAGACUCUUCCUAAAGCUGGCCGCCCAGCCAA
Messenger RNA from Coregonus clupeaformis (lake whitefish), 1572 nucleotides. Its product is annotated as mutS protein homolog 5-like. Gene Ontology annotation, molecular function: mismatched DNA binding; ATP-dependent DNA damage sensor activity; ATP binding. The record is from RefSeq and is a predicted model, not a curated record. The transcript has 15 exons. Gene Ontology annotation, biological process: chiasma assembly; mismatch repair. NCBI's taxonomy places the organism in Eukaryota, Metazoa, Chordata, Actinopteri, Salmoniformes, Salmonidae. Gene Ontology annotation, cellular component: nucleus.